Molecule: messenger RNA, 2371 nt
Organism: Homalodisca vitripennis (glassy-winged sharpshooter)
Lineage: Eukaryota; Metazoa; Arthropoda; Insecta; Hemiptera; Cicadellidae
Product: apoptosis-inducing factor 3-like
Exons: 12
Coding region: 382-2103 (573 amino acids)
Cellular component (GO): cytoplasm
Molecular function (GO): oxidoreductase activity, acting on NAD(P)H; flavin adenine dinucleotide binding; 2 iron, 2 sulfur cluster binding
Source: RefSeq, a predicted model, not a curated record
UUCCCUUCCCUUUCCUUUCGGCCUUCACUCGCUUAUUCGCUGUCAAAUUGAGUCAGACCUUAUUAUAAGAAUAUGGUUGAUAACAAAAAUGAAGGAAAAGUUAAUGUUAGCCUGAUUCCAGUACUCCAAUUCCAAUAAUCCUAUUCCUUCCAUCUAUUGCGUAAUAACUCAAGGUUCAGGUCAGGAUAUUGUGCAAUCGUUACAAAAGAGAAAGGAAAACUAGGUGUGGGGUCCGAUGGUGAGCUUUCUAUACUCUGAGCCUUUAUAGUAACCUGCACAAACUGUACAUACUAUGGCCUCUUCACAAUCUGUUACUGUGGAUGAGAUGAGGUGAAUUGUCACAAAGAAGGAUGUAGUUGCACCAAGAAUAAUAUAUUCAGGAUGAUAGUUAUUUGCUUAAUAAUGGCUUCUGCAAUCGUAAGAAACCGCUGGUUUAACAAGUUAUGGAGGUCAUUUCCAAUGAUCCUGGGCAACAGAUCAGUGACUGGAAAAUCACAAGAUGAGUACGUCGAAUCAGUUGUCUGCAAUAUAUCUGCCAUCGGUGAAAAUGAAAUGAAGGUGUUUGACAUCGGAAGUGAUGGAAAAGUAUUAUUGGCGAAACAGAAAGGGAAGGUGUUCGCUACCGGUACACUAUGUUCCCACUACAAGGCUCCACUAGUUACAGGAGCCCUUGGCAACGGCAAAGUCCGUUGUCCUUGGCAUGGCGCUUGUUUCAAUCUAGCGACAGGUGAUAUUGAAGAUUUUCCUGGUCUUGACAGUAUUCCAUCAUAUGAGGUUAAGAUUCUUGGUGACGGUGGAGUAAAAGUAAAAGCUAAGAAGUCGGAUCUACAGGAAAACAAACGUGUCAAAGGAAUGUGUAAAUUGAAGAAUAAAACAAAGAAUUACGUGGUUAUCGGAGGAGGAGCUGCAGCUGCAAAGUGUGUAGAAACACUGAGACAAGAGGGCUGUGAUGGGCAGAUUAUAAUGAUAUGCAAAGAACCGUACAAUCCGUAUGAUCGGAUCAAGGUGUCAAAGGUUCUGGACACCGACAUAUCCAAAAUCCAACUGAGGGGUGACAAUUUUUAUAAGGACAACAACAUAGAGCUGAAGAAAGGAGUAUUGGCAACCAAACUGGAUCCCAUUCAGAAGCAAGUCCACUUGAGCAAUGGUGAAAUCGUGAAAUUUGAGAAAUUGUUCAUAGCAACUGGAUCCCAGCCAAGGAAGUUACAAAUUGACGGAGUAAACUUGGCGAACGUCCUGACUAUGAGAACUGUCGACGACGUGCAGAAUCUUGCGAAUUGUCUGGGCAAUAACAAAGACAAACAUGUGGUUAUCAGUGGAUCUUCUUUUGUUGCAAUGGAAACAGCAGCGAUGUGUCUACCGAAAGCCAAGUCGGUGACAGUGGUGAUGCGCACGCCGCUGCCUCUCCAGGUUUUCGGAGAGGCCAUCGGUGGGCGGAUCGCCGAACUCUUCAAGGAGAAGGGGGUGACCCUGGAGGCCAACAUGUCUGUCGGGAAGCUAGAAGGCUCUGGAGGUGUCGUGAGCCAUGCGGUACUCACUGAUGGACGCAGGCUGCCGGCAGAUGUGGUUAUCUUGGCAGUCGGCUCCACCUACAACACGGACUUCCUACAGGGCACCAACGUCUCGGUCAACUCUAACGGCGCUGUUCCCACGGAUGAGUACCUGGAGACAAGCUUGAAGCACAUUUUUGCUGGAGGAGACAUAGCGUUUGCACCAGUGUUCGCCAACAACAACCAGCGAGCAGCUAUCGGUCAUUGGCAACUGGCCCUGUACCAUGGCCACAUUGCAGCCAAGAAUAUGUUGGGAAAGAAAACAGAGCUGCACACUGUUCCUUUCUUCUGGACCAACCUCCUCGGCUCUGCCUUCAGAUACACGGGCUACGCUGAACAGGCAGAUGAUGUGGUGAUUGAUGGAGAUCUGAAGGCACUGCAGUUCACAGCCUACUUCUGCCAAGAGGGGGUAGUGAAGGCUGUCCUGAGUACCAACAACACCACGGCUGCCUUCGCCGAGUAUCUCAGUGUCGGUAAUCGGCUCACCAAGCAAGAGGUCCAGGCCGAUCCCAAGAAAUGGCUUGCCCAAGUGCCCAAGGGGAAAAUGAAUUAGUUGAGUAAUAUUUUGGCAGUAUUAAAGUUGCCUGAUGGUUGUAAGCUUUUGUGAUAACAGUUUAUUCACUCUUCGUUCUCUAUGUAUUUGCAAGCCAAGUGUCCUUGUGGAGUCGUCGUAUCAAUAUUUUUGGAAAUUGUUAAGGUCAUUGUUUAUUCUGCACUACUCAGGUGAAUGGGAUUGCAAAAUUGUGAGUGACAGCAUUUAAUAUUGUUUAUCUACAGUAAUUUAUUGUAUGUUUUUAUAAUUAUUAAACAAUUUAAGUUGA